AUGUUAAUAUCUCGAGCAUUUCGAUUAUUGAGAUACUCUCCUGUACUAAUUAAUAGAAAAAAUUUAUCGGAAAAACUUUAUAGAAAUUAUCACGCAGAUUUAAAAUUAAAAUCUAUUAAUGAUACGCAUGCAACUUUAAUUAUUGAUGGUAAAGAAUUAAAGUAUGAUUGGAUAUUUUUACGAGAUUCAUGUCACUGUCAUCAAUGUAUUGAUUCAUCAUCAAAACAAAAACUACAUAGAACAACAGAUGUUCCAUUGAAUAUUUCGCCACAACAAACAAAAAUUCAAGUAUUGGACAACAAUAAUCUUGAAAUAGUUUGGAAUCAACCAUUAUUAAAUCAAACAGCAGAUAUUGAUAAACAUCGGAGUUUAUAUUCAAGUUCAUGGCUUCGAACAUAUUCAACAUCGGAAAAUAUUGCACGUGCAAGAUAUAACGAUCGACCCUAUGUUUAUUGGACUCGAAAUAAUAUUCAACACGUCGAUUUACAUGUUAAAUGCGAUGAUUAUCUUCAUUCUGAUCAAGGACUUUAUACUGCAUUGAAACUUCUAAAUGAUUAUGGUAUUGUUUUUAUUGAUAAUGUUCAAGGAGAAUUUACUGUUGAACGUCUUGCCGAAAGAAUUGGUGUAAUUCGACAUACAUUCUAUGGUAAAACAUGGGAUAUACAAAAUGUUAACCAACCAAUUAAUAUAGCUUAUACGUCACUAGAACUUGGUCUUCAUAUGGAUUUAUUAUCUUUUGAAGCACCGCCGGGCCUACAAUAUUUGCAUUCACUUGCUAAUGAUGUCAAUGGAGGAAACUCGUAUUUUGCUGAUGCAUUUCGAGCAGCUGAAAUUCUUCGUCAAAAUGAUCCAGAAGCUUUUGAAAUACUUUGUUCGUAUCCGGUUACGUUUCAUUAUCGAAAUGAUGGUCGACAUUAUCAUUUUACUCGUUCAACAAUUGUAUUAAAUAGAUUUUCUUCGAAUAAUUGCAUUGAACAUGUUAAUUAUGCCCCACCAUUCCAAGCUCCAUUUGAAUGUGAUACUUCAAAACCUGAAUUUCGAAAAUUUAUUAAAGCUUUUCAUAGUUUUCGUGAUUUAAUAGAAGAUAGUAGUAAUCAAUUGGAAAUACUUUUAGAAAAAGGUCAAUGUGUUAUAUUUCAUAAUCGUCGUGUUCUUCAUGCAAGACGUGAAUUUGAUGCAUCAAGUGGUAAUCGAUGGUUGAAAGGAACGUAUACAGAUCUAGAUAAUUUUAAAGAUAGAUUACGAAUUUUUCGAGAAAAAUUUGACAAAGUUUCACAUCUUGAGUUGUAA
Rotaria socialis is the source of this 1290-nucleotide messenger RNA. NCBI's taxonomy places the organism in Eukaryota, Metazoa, Rotifera, Eurotatoria, Philodinida, Philodinidae. The record is from the annotation of a GenBank genome assembly.